Spirometra erinaceieuropaei is the source of this 4325-nucleotide messenger RNA. Lineage: Eukaryota; Metazoa; Platyhelminthes; Cestoda; Diphyllobothriidea; Diphyllobothriidae. The record is from the annotation of a GenBank genome assembly.
AUGCCUAAAAAGCACAGUCAGCGCAGCAUUUUGCUGGAGAACAACCAGCGGCCACCGAAUGAUACUAAGGCGUACGCCGUCAAGGUACUAAGAAGUGGCCUAACGCUGCAAAAAGCUCGACAGACGGCGCGGAGAGCAGAGAAUACUGACAAUCUCUCCAGUUCCGAGCCGCGUCAGUUGGGUAGGGGCAAGAGGAUCAGGUGUGCUACCAUGUUAUGUACCGCUAAUUUUCCUUUGAAGACAUAUUCGCAAACUAACCUCAGACUCCGACGACGAGGACUCGCCGAACCAGCCGAAUGAGCCAACUGGUUGGCCAGCUCCACCGCCAAUACUACAGUAAGUAUGACUUGUAGACAUUUCGUAGGCCAAGAACGGAUGAGAAUGUGCCACACUUGUUUACCUCUGCGUCGAUUGGACCCAGUCAGUCAACACCACUGUGCUCACUUGAGUAGACAGCGCUUAUCAGUUAUUACUUUAGACCCUCCACGACAAUUUCUUCAUAUGUUUCCACGGCCACAAUUUCGACGGAAUUUAGCUUAGCAUGUAAAUGAUAAGCGUUGUCUACUCAAGUGAGGACAGUGGUGUUGACUGACUGGGUCCAAUCGACGCAGUGGAAAACAAGUGUGGCACAUUCUCAUCCGUUCUUGGCCUACGAAAUGUCUAGAAUAGUCUGCAAUGCAUUGACAACAUCUGAUAGUGUUGCCUGCAUCUGCUGCGCACUGCUAUGAAGAGCCAUAAGUUGCUCAGCUAGGAAAUCGUUCCUUUUCCUACUAGUUUGUUAGGGAGAUUGUCCACAGUCUUACUCAAGUGCCGCUAGCCGGACAUUUGUGUUUACUAAGUGACCUUUUAUGUCAGCCAUGUCCUUUUGCACCUGCUGGCUAAAUUCCGUCGAAAUUGCGGCCGUGGAAACAUAUGACGAAAUUGUCGUGGAGUGUCUAAAGUAAUAACUGAUAAGCGUUGUCUACUCAAGUGAGGGCAGUGGUGUUGACUGACUGGGUCCAAUGGACGCAGUGGAAAACUAGUGUGGCACAUUCUCAUCCGUUCUUGGCCUACGAAAUGUCUACAAUAGUCAUACUUACUGUAGUAUUGGCGGUGGAGCUGGCCAACUAAUUUAACACUUUGUAACGCAGAAGUGGUCACCUACACUAUUGGGAGGUCCUCCAAAAUUUCUUCAAAUUAGGCUUGCCAUGGCCACGCUUGGCCACACCUGACCAGCUUGCUACUAGCGAGAACGAACGCUGUGUCAUAGGACACAUACCGCAUAUAAUACAUGAGCAGCUCGCUAAGAGUGCAACAGGCCAGACGCAGACAACUGUUUCACGGUCGGUACCGAUCAUCAGUACGUCACAAUCUUGGUAUGGUAUGCUGUAGACCACCGCUGAUUGUUCCAUCACUGGCAGCGGGUUUUGGGCCUCAUAAUUUGCUGUCUGAUUGUUGAUGCUACAACCGACUUGCAUUAAGUGGAAUUCGUCUCUGCUUAACGUUUGUUAUGUACUUUGCUCGCUCUGCAUCGGCUGCCUCUUGAACCUUCCUGGAUUCUGCGAGAAGUGCCGCAUAAUCCUUUAUCCACCGCGGUCAAGGCAUAACACAAGACAUCUUAUUCAGACAAAAUUAUUGCAUAUGGAGAGGUGGUAUAUAUUUCGAGCCGAUAUAAUGGAAAAAGGAAGGCGUUCAUUGAAAAAUGGCGUUUUACUCGUAAAUGUUUAAGUUACUGUCACCGACGAAAUAAAGAUAAUAUAGAAAGCGAGGCAGACACACGUGGCGCGUCUCUGGACAUAAGUGAGAAAAAGAGACAAUAUAGGGGACCAUAGUUGUAUUGCCCUGACGUUUCAAAAGCAAACAAGCUUUCAUUGUCGGAGAUGAGUGUUGUACCGCGCCUCACAGUAUUUAUGAGUGGUGACCGUCUUGUUGAAAUGGGUUCACCUCUCAUCAGGGGGCGGCGUUUGAACGCUGGCCGUCAUCGCACGUGUUUGCACUGAUCUUAGCCCUCGUCCUAGGCCUACAACCCGGAUUUGACUAAUGUGUGAUCGUUACUGCCACUUAUCUGGCUGUUGAAAACACAGGCGUUCGCAGGGUCGUGAAGAUUGCCAGCCUAGGACGAGAAACGGUGAGACGCAGUAUAACACUCACCUCCGACGAUGGAGCCUUGUUUGCUUUUGAAACAGCACGGCAUUACAACCAUGGUUCCCGAGAUCGCUUCUUCUUACCAUAUGCUGGCGGCGCAUUCCGCUUCCUUUGAAGCAGGUGUGACUGAACACGAAUCGGACGCGCCGUCUGAAGAACUACGCGUGUCGGUAUCCCGACCGGAAGAAGGAUAAACUGGAGGAAGCCGUCUCCGGCAAUUGGUGUGAGAAUAUUUUUUUAGAGAGUGAAAUGCAUUAUUUUGAAAAUAACAUUCAAAACUUUCAGCAAAAACGGUUCUCCAAUACACAGUGAUUACCAUAGAGAUUAGCAGGUAUUGGACAGGUGGGCAUAAUUAUGUAUGAAGAAAAAAGGACUUUAAGGUGCAAGAUCGAGUUUUAGCUUUUGUUUUCCAGCAUCUUUGCAGGUGAGAUACCGGGCUAUAAAUGGCAGUAUGGAAUUCUGAUAAGCCGAAGUGCGACAAGGGAUGUGGCGGAAGCAUCGACGCAUGGGGCGUAAGGAUUUCGCAGCCAUUAACUCAUUAUGAAGGGGAUGGACGGUGUCAUUCAGAAUUCGGUCAGCAAAUUGCUCCAUCGUAUUGAAGUGUCGCUGCACGAGGAUAUCAACUAAAAUAUGAUAGGAAACACCAGCAGCAGAGGCGAGCAUUCGAACGACACGUUUAAAAAUAAUUAGGUCUUUUUUAAGUAGAGCUGGAAAAAUAACUGGCGAACAAUAAAGAAUGAGUGGAAGAAUACAGUCAUCUAUGAAUCGCCAGAUUAAGGACUGGGGUGUGUGAUAUGAACGUAGCCGACGAAUGUAAUAAACAAGUUUUUGAAUUUUUGUUAAAAGGGUUUCCAUAUGAAGAGAGGAAGAGAGAUUUGAGGAGAAAGUAACACCUAGGUACCGGAAAGAGGAUACCUCAUUGGGAAGAAUAUCCAAAGGUUCAGGAAUGGGAGAGGGUCGCAAUCGAAACACACACUGUACUGAUUUCUGAUUGUUGAAUGGGAGUCCAUUAUUCGACGACCAUGUGGAGACGUGAAGUAACACACAAGUCGGCCCAAGUCUUCGCGGUGGAUACGCGCGAUAACUGAAAGGACUGUAAAACUUCAUCUUCUUCGUCCUCCUCAAUCUCCUUUGUUCCAACCUCCUAUAUAACUCCUUUGUCAUUCUUCAGUUUUAUACUUAGCGGUCUGUUGGUUUCCCCUGCACACGUCUCCUCCGCGCCACAAAGCGGCAUUCCGUACGCAUUUGCUCUUACGAUGGAACUCCCGACGGUUCUGAUCUCAUCACCAUUGAGACGAUGAACAGCAAGUGACCUCCACAUGAAGGCCUCGGCCUUUCCCCAGUGUUCUAAAAGCGAACUAUGCAUGUACUUGGUACAGUCCCGCACGCGCUGCACUGGAUGAUGUCGCGAAUCGCGGCCUGCGGGGAGGGGUAUUUGCUGCUCUGCUCAAAUCUCCGUUCUCGUACUCAUUUCGAUGGACUUCGAUAUGCAGACUUCACUGUCUUCCCUCGUCCUUUGUAUCUCCUGAAUCCACUAUCCAGGUAGAUUACUUUCACCUUCAACUUCUUUUGUGGCUCACUGAAACGUUGCAUCUAUCUGCUGUCUUUAAGGUGUCCACUAACUAAAUCUGAUAUCCACGCAUAAAUCAAUAUGCCUGUAUUAUCCCUCUCCAUGCGCACCCGUUUACCAGAGACAAACUCGGUGCAGUUGUGUUGCGUUUUGAGGUUUCACUGCCGUUUCCUUAUUUCCUAUGAAAGUUACCCUUUGAUCUCUUUCUAUUUUAACACUUACUCUCGACUUCUUUUAUGAUAAAGUGAAAUACUGCACCUAUCCCUCUUUAGAGUGUCCACUAACUAAAUCUGAUAUCCGCACGUAAAUCAUUUGCCGGUAUCAUUGUGGUUGUGUUGCGUUUCGGGGUUUCACUGCCGUUUCUUUCUUUUUUGUAAAAGUUACCCGAUGCCACAAUUUCCUCGUCUUUAAUGACGCGACUUUUACUUACACAAAGGUUCAUCGACACCCUCCACCGACUUUCGUCAAUGUACAUCCGGGCGAGCAAGAUGUUAUUCUUGCCAAAUUCCAAGGGAAUGCGACGCUACCUCGUCGAGGCAGCGAAGUGCAGGCCAGAGAGUCCACGACAGUCUCCGGAACUCCUGAUCAUAACAAACUGCAGACAAUGUCCGCUCUCCAGGUGUCGUUUUAA